Messenger RNA from Chelonia mydas (Green sea turtle), 11873 nucleotides. RefSeq names its product NOVA alternative splicing regulator 2 (gene NOVA2). Bases 859 to 2358 code for a protein of 499 amino acids. Gene Ontology annotation, biological process: mRNA splicing, via spliceosome; regulation of alternative mRNA splicing, via spliceosome. Gene Ontology annotation, cellular component: cytoplasm; nucleus. The record is from RefSeq and is a predicted model, not a curated record. The transcript is spliced from 4 exons. Lineage: Eukaryota; Metazoa; Chordata; Testudines; Cheloniidae. Gene Ontology annotation, molecular function: mRNA binding.
GGCCGGGCCGGGCCGGCAGCCAAUGUGCUGGGGCGGGGGGAGGGGCGGGGGCGUCUCCGACGUCAGGGCCGAGCUCGGCCGAGCCGGGCCGCUGGGGCGAGGAUGCUGCACUGGGGACCGGCGGCCGCGCUCUCCGCCUCGGGCUGCAGCGAUCGCGGGAGGUUUUAGCCCUUCGCCUGUGCCCGCGGCCGGCCCUUCCGCCCCAGCUCCCUCCAGACCUGCUCAACCCUUCCGCCGCCUUUCCCCCCACCUGCCCCCGGCGGGCAGCCCGCGGAGCCCUUCUGCUGGGGGGGAGCGGAGGGUCCUUUGCGCCCUUCCCCGCCGCCUCCAUCCCUCUCUUCCUGCCUCCUUUGUGUUUGUUCCUCCCCAAGCCCCCGCCGCCCGCCUUGCACCCCCCUUCCUUCCCGUGGGGGCUGGGGGCGAGAGGGAAGCGGUGGGGGGGGGCUCGUAUCACCCCCCUGAGCCCGGCUGCUCGAGCUGCCCUCCUUUGUCAAUUGCAUCUGGAGGCUCCUCUCCCCCCCGGGCACCCCCCUGUGCACCCCCCUCAGUCCCCCACCCGUGCCCCCCAUUCCCCCCUCCUGAACCCCCCUCUUCCCGCCUCCUGAACCCCCCUCUGCCCCCCACUCCGUGCACCCCUCUGCCCCCCACUCCGAGCACCCCUAGGCUCUGCCCCCACCCCGUGCACCCCUCUGUCCCUACCCCAGUGCACCCCUUUGCCCCCCAUCCCGUGCAUCCCUCCUCCCCCUCCCUUCUCUACUCCCCCUCCCCCCCCCGCGCCCGUGCAUCCUCCCUCUUCCUCCUCCUCCUCCUGGCGAGGCGGCCGGAUCCCGAGCAGGGGGUGGGAGAUUCGCCCUGAGGAUGAAGAUGAUGGCAGGCGGCUCCGUGCACCAGAACGGCAUCUUCUCGGCGUCCCACCAGCAGCCCCAGCAGCCGCCGCCCCCCCACAUGGAAUCGGACCCCCCCGACUCCAGGAAGAGGCCCCUGGAGACCCCCACCGAGGCCAUCAGCACCAAGCGCAGCAACACAGGAGAAGAGGGCGAAUAUUUCCUCAAGGUCCUGAUCCCCAGCUAUGCGGCCGGCUCCAUCAUCGGGAAAGGGGGACAGACCAUUGUCCAGCUGCAGAAAGAGACGGGCGCCACCAUCAAGCUCUCCAAGUCUAAGGACUUCUACCCAGGCACCACAGAGCGGGUGUGCCUCGUGCAGGGCACAGCCGAGGCCCUCAACGCCGUCCACAACUUCAUCGCCGAGAAGGUGCGCGAGAUCCCCCAGUCCGUGGUGAAGCCGGAGUCCGUCAACAUCCUGCAGCCGCAGACCACCAUGAACCCAGACCGCGCCAAGCAGGCCAAGCUGAUCGUCCCCAACAGCACGGCUGGGCUGAUCAUCGGCAAAGGGGGUGCCACGGUGAAGGCCAUCAUGGAGCAGUCGGGGGCCUGGGUGCAGCUGAGCCAGAAGCCGGAGGGCAUCAACCUGCAGGAGCGGGUGGUGACGGUCAGCGGGGAGCCCGAGCAGAUCCGCAAGGCGGUGGACAUCAUUGUGCAGAAAAUCCAGGAGGACCCGCAGAGCAGCAGCUGCCUCAACAUCAGCUACGCCAACAUCACCGGCCCCGUGGCCAACUCCAACCCCACCGGCUCGCCCUACGCCAACUCCACGGACGUGCUGCCAGCUGCCGCCGCCGCUGCCACCGCCUCGGGCCUGCUGGGACACACCAGCCUGGCCAGCGUCGGGGCCUUCCCAGCGGCCCUGCCGGGCUUCUCCGGCAGCGACCUGCUGGCCAUCAGCACGGCCCUCAACACCUUGGCCAGUUACGGAUACAACACCAACUCACUGGGGCUGGGGCUCAAUUCUGCUGCUGCCUCCGGCGUGCUGGCCGCCGUGGCGGCUGGGGCCAAUCCCGCCGCGGCCGCAGCCGCCAACCUCCUGGCCUCCUACGCCAGUGACGCCUCCGCCAGCACCAGCACGCCAGCCGGUGCUGUGGGGGCCUUCACCCUGGGCUCCCUGGCGGCCGCCACCGGGGCGGCCAACGGCUACCUGGGCACGGCUUCGCCGCUGGUGGCCAGCUCCUUCCUGGCCACGGAGAAGCUGGUGGAGAGUGCCAAGGAUAUGGUGGAGAUCGCGGUGCCAGAGAAUCUGGUGGGGGCCAUCUUGGGCAAAGGGGGCAAGACGCUGGUGGAGUAUCAGGAGCUGACGGGCGCCCGGAUCCAGAUCUCCAAAAAGGGAGAGUUUAUCCCAGGCACCAGGAACCGUAAAGUCACCAUCACCGGCACGCCGGCAGCCACGCAGGCCGCCCAGUACCUCAUCAGCCAGCGAGUGACGUACGAGCAGGGGGUGCGAGCCACCAACCCGCAGAAAGUAGGGUAGGGCCGGAGGGAGCCACGAAAGGGAGAAAUCCAUUUUAAAUUUCAAACAAACAAACCAACAGGCCCCCCCUCCCCCACCCUGCCCAUCCCCCGCACGCCCCCAGACAUGCAUCCCCUCCAAUAGGGAGGGGUCCCCCCCCAAUCUAAUGACCAGCUCCGAUCCAGACGCGAUCUCCGGAUCGGCCCGCGGACCUUGCCGUGCGUUCUGUCUGAUAUGUAUAUAUUGCACUUCUUUUUUUUUAAUAGAAAAAGAAAAUGGGUCAAAUUUUCUCUUUAUUUCCUUUCUUUACAAAUUUUCUUUCUGCCUCCCCUUCCCCCCCAGCCAGACCCCCCCCCACCCCCUGCUCUCUCUAUUCAGGGAGCAGAUCGCACUUUGGGGAGUGGAUCCCUUUAAGACUGGGGGGAAUUGGAUUUUGAUCCAUAACUGGGGGAGGGGUGAUUGGAGCCGAUCUGGACCCGUGUUGAGACGAGGGGGGGUGGGGAACGGGGUCUUGGCAUGAGCCACAGCUGCCGUAAAUCCCCCACAUACCCCCUCUGUUAGCUGGGUCUUAUUGAACUUAAGCUGCAACGCGGCGUUUCACUGAUGCGUUUUAUUUUCUGCAUGUAGAUAGUCAAAUUGUGUUGAACUCGGGGCGGGAGCGGGGGGGUUAAGUUAGGACUGGGGGUGGUUUUUGUGGGUUGGGGGGGUAGUUAUUCAUAUCUUCAGCAAAAGUGGGGGGACGCACUCCCCCUCUUCCUCCAGAAAGGAAGCAACAUAUCUCUAGGGCGUAACUGGAAAGGUGGUUGGGCUGUGCCCGUGGGGAGUGGGGUGGGAGUCUGUCCACGGAGUAGCCACAGGGCUGGGUUUUGUCGUCUCGCUCGGCAGCGUCUGCCAGACUGCGUGAUUGGAGGGUGGGGAGAUAAGGAGCAGAACAUGAAGCUGUGACAACAUGCAUGGUAGUAUGUGAUGUAAUGUGGCGUAGGGGGCUACUUCCUGUGAUGUCAUAGGCUACUUCCUGUGGCACCACAAGUGUCUACCAGUGAUGUAGUAUGCUACUUCUUGUGGUGUAGGAGGCUACUUCUUGUGAUGUCAUAGGCUACUUCUUGUGACAUCACAAGUGUCUACCAGUGAUGUGGUAUGCUACUUCUUGUGGUGUAGGAGGCUAUUUCCUGUGAUGUGAUAGGCUAUUUCUUGUGACAUCACCAGUGAUGUAGUAUGUUACUUCCUGUGAUGUACGAGGCUACUUGCUGUGGUAUAAACACCUGCCUGGGACACGUCAGGCUGCUUCCUGUGAUGUCAUAGCCUGCUUCCUGUGACAGACAGGGCCAAACCGUCCGGGUGGGGUUUUAUUUUCCUUCCGAGGUGUUCUGUAAAUGCUGGUGUCACAUCCAUCUAGGGAGGAAUCUCUCCCCACACAACCCCCGGGAACGCGAGCGGCCGAGCCCGUCCCACUGGAGCAGCGACGGGACAGGGAACCCCGCUAUCGCCGCCGCUCGCACAGGGCCCGGGCGGCUGGCACGGCCAGGAAAGUGAAGCACUAGGCAGCUGCCUCCCCGCAGCUACCACUCAGUAUUAAAGCCUGGCUGGGGCGAUGGCUAUUUUCUCAGCACCGGGGGCGGAUAUUGGCAUCUUCACCAUGGACCUCACGACUGCCCCCCACCAUUGCCCCAGGGAAGGAACACUGCUCCUCUCCCUCUUCCUUAGAACCCCCGCCUCCCCCAGGAUCUCCUUGAUGCCUCAAGCAGUAUUAUCACCUUGAGCCGGCCAAGGGCUCCUCCUGCUGCCAGCGCAGCCUGUGGGCAGCGUGGAAAGGACCUUGCUUCACAUAUCAGUGACUCAGGGCAGUCCGUGAGAGCCGGAUGCCCAAUAGCCCUGGGCAAGUGCCGGGGUAUCCAUUAGCCCCUGGGCUAGCACUGGGGUCAGGCCCAGAAGCCCCUGGGCUAGUGCCAGGGUAUCCGGUAGCCAUUCUGUGAUCAAAUCAGUGGGGCCAUUCUCCGCACUCUGUUUACAGCUGACCUCUUUUUGAUGCACCGCUUUUGCCAGGGCCCUCCAGGGCUUCUGGAAACAGGGCUGUUUUCCUUUAGACCUGCUCCCACCCCUGUCUGUACUGGCUUGUUGUUGUAGGGUGGCCGGGGGUGCGUCGCUGCAGGCUGGCUUGUUAUUGUAGGAUCCUUCUGAAGCUUUUGGCUGAACAGGCUGGUUUGUUAAUUGUAAUGUUGCUCCUGUGUGUCAGGCUUCUUACAUUGGUGUGUUAUUGUAGGGUUGCUCAGAAGCCCUGGGUUAUAUACACUGGCUUGUUAUAGUAGGGUCAUUCAGGAGCCCUGGGUUAUAUACACCAGGUUAUUAUUGUAGGGUUGCUCAGAAGCCCUGGGUUAUAUACACUGGCUUGUUAUAGUAGGGUCAUUCAGGAGCCCUGGGUUAUAUACACCAGGUUAUUAUUGUAGGGUUGCUCAGAAGCCCUGGGUUAUAUACACUGGCUUGUUAUUGUGGGGUUGCUCAGAAGCCCUGGGCUGAACAUGCUGGUUUGUUUCUGGAGGGUUGUUUGUGAGCCCGGGGCCGGUUUGGUAUCAGGGCGGGGUGGGGGGGACGGGGACAUUGGACAUUGGAAGAGUCAGGAAUGAAAUAAGCAUAUUACCAGUGGGCAGGUGGGGAUGGUGAGCGGCUCUGCGCCAGUGCUGUGCUCGGAGAGACCCCCCUCAGAGCCGGGACACUGUGCCCGGGGGGAUGGGCCGUCCACUUAAGUGCUUCAUAGGUCCAAAUGCAAUCACAGCCCCUAGAAGACCCCUUCCCCUGUCUGAUCCCCACAGGAACCCUAUUGCCUCCCCCGCCCUAGGGACCCCCCUCCCCAUCUGACCCCGUAACCCACCCCAACCCCAGUUAGCAUCGGCACUUAUCCCAUUAUCCUCCCCACCUGACACUGGCACUUACCCCGUAAGGCCCCCAGCCAGGAGCCCAAAGGAGCCCCCUCCCCAUGUGACACCGGCCGUUCACCCCUGACCCCAGUGGCGAUCUGUGGAUUUGUGCAAUAUUUUACCCUGAGAAGGAAAAUCUCUUCCUGACCCCCAGCUGGCCUUCAGCCCUGGCACAGGCGGAUUUGCUUUGCAUGGCACUUGGCAGGCUCCAGAGCUCACCUUAGGGCAGCCGUGUCCACGUUGCUGCAGCAGGUAGACAGUCAGACAGGAAUUGGGGACAGACUCAGGGGAAGGGGCUAGCGGUGGGUCUGGGAUUUGGGGGGCGGAAGGGCCCCUCCAUGUUAGCUAGCAGAGAUCAAUCAUUUUCCAUUCGUUAGCCGAGGGCUGAGGGAGGGGGGUUUGUAACCUUUUAAACUAGGGAACAAAACAAAUGUGAAAAUAUUUACUACUAAAAAGGAAGCAAUAUUUAAGUAGCAUCUUGCACUGAAUCUCGGAGGUGAGAUGAGAGGCAGAGAGGCAGGGCCGGGAGACUCGGCCCUUUUACAUGGGUCGGGCCAGAUCCUGCGCUGGAGUAAAUAGGCCUUGCUCCGCCCAUGUUGGGAGCUCUGCCCAUUCCUGCCAGCUGUGGGAGUGGCCCGACUGGUUCUGGGAUUUUUUGUGUCGAACAAAACGUGCUGCUGUAGCCUAUGGUAGGGGUGUUGCAUAUCAAACUUUGCAAAGGGAGGCGGGAGGAGGGGUAGGGAGGUGUUUUUUGUGCCAAAAUAUUUGUCUGUCUUUUUCGAUACAUGCCUGCAUAGCGGGUGUGACCCGACGUGCCUGGGGCAGCCCUCUGUGACCUGGCGUGCCUGGGGCAGCCCUCACUGGAAAUGCCAAGGUCAGGGCAGGCUGCAAAAGGGCACACCGGGUCACAGAGGGAUUACCUGAUUUAACCCCAAAACUACUCUGAUGGCCCAAGGCUAUGCUGGAAAACCUACCCCAUUGCUGGGUAAUACUGGGGUGUGUUUAACAUGGCAUCCUCAUUAAAAAUACUACAGCCAUAUCCGAAAACACCACAGUAACGCUAUGAUAACCUGAAAUGUUUUCAUAAAGAUACCCGAAUAAAAGUAAUAUCCUGAAACACUACAGUGAUACCCCAAAGUACUCGAGUAUGAUAAGUCAGGGUAUGUUUUCAUAAAUAUACCCUUUUAAAAGUACCACAGCAAUAUCCUAUAAUACUACAACACUCCAAGAUAUUUCAGUAACACUAGGAUAACCUGGAGUGUUUUCCUACAGGCACCUGUACAAAAAUGCUACAGUAUUGGCUAAAAUACUUCAGUAGCAUUAACUUGAGCUGUCGAGCUUUCAGUCGCUGUUGUAGCAGGAUAUAAGGAUACACUUGUAAAGUGAAAUGUUCCAGCAUUCUUCAAUACUAUCCCAAAUCCUGUAAUAAAUAGAAUCAGUCACAGUUGGUUAGAACCAAAAAUGGGAGUUAUUUUUAAGUUCUUAACACAAAACCAUUUUGGUUUUCUUGACAUAUCUAAUUUUGGGGGGAAUUUUUCUAAAGAUACUUUUCACGAACUCUCCCCCGCCGCCCUCAUUUUGGCUUGCCAUUGUUUUCAUCCAGCCACUUUGGGUGGCCGGCUUCCUUGCAAGAUGGAAUAUAUUAGGCAGCAUCAAAAAUGUAUUUUUCCUGAAAUUGCCCAUUUUUAAAAAAAUACCAAAAAUUUGAUGGUGUAGGAGGGUAGCAUCUGGGAGUCCCAGUCAUGGACCAGAUCGGCCUCGUGCCAGGUGCUGUCCAGACACAGAAGGUGGCUGCUGCUAUUAAAAACACUACCCAGGCAAUUAGGAAAAUGAAAAAUCUGUCCGUUUCCAAACAUGACGGGACAAAAAUACUUUCCAAAUCCCAGUGAAAUUUACAUGACAUUUCCCCCCCCCGCUGUCGGAGCUAACCCGAUACGGAGAUGUAGCAUUUGGGGCUAACACUUUACAGUGCCGUGGUGUUUUGGAUGCUUCUUGCAGAACGCUAGGAUACCUGAAUCAAAAACACUCCAGCACCCUCGCCCCAAAUACUGCAGCAAUGGGACUAUGAAGGGGCAUCAUAUUCAGACUAUUACUCUGCGACGCUGGAGUAUUUUGGAUCCUUCCUGUAGAGUGCUAGGAGGCGCUUCUAACAAUACUAUAGCAUUGUUCAUUAACCCGGCAAAAUGCUGCGGGAACAUUACUAUGAAUUGUAGCAUGUUAGAACUAGGACCUUACAGUGCCGUAGUGUCUGGGAUCAUCAGCGGAAUGCUAUAAGUCUACUGUUAUAUACUCCAGUAUGCCCCCCGAAUACGGUCAUAACCCCACUGCACUAGGUAGCUUUUGGGGGCUAUUAAUCAAUGAUACUGCUGUAUUUUGGGGUCAUUCCUGUAGAAUGUUGCAAGAUACCCUUAUAAAAGAUUCCAAUUGUAAAUCAUUACUACAGCACUCACCAGUAAGAUCUCCAAGUGCUGUGGUAACAUUCUUUCAAGGUGCAGCGGGGGUUGUUACUCAAAUACUGGAGUGUUUGCGGCUCAUCAGUAAAGGCAGUGUGGACGAAUGGGUGGAGAAUUGGAGUAGAUAUGGGUUCUGUUCCCAGCUCGGCCUGCUGGGGGACAAUGGGCCCCGCAGCUUCUUGCCUCAGUUUCCCCAUUUGUAUAAUGGGAAUAAAGGUAGCGACCUCUUCUGCAAAGCACUUUGAGCUCUACAGAAGAAACGGGCUAUACAAAAACUAGGUGGUAUUAUUGCUCAAAGCAAACCCUUAGAAAAUACUAGUGUUCACCAGGACUGCCCCAAAAUACUGCAGCAAUCUGUAGCAUCUUGGGGCUAAUAUGGAGUAUUCCAGGCUAGUCCUGAGGGGAUCCGUUCCCUAUGCGGCAUCUAUCUGAAAAAGACCCGACCAAACUUUUUUUGAAGUGCCAAACUUUUUAUUUAUAGAGAACAUGCAGCUAUUAAAAAGGGGGUGGGGGGAGGGGGAAUGAAGUUUUUAGAUGUUCUACAAGAUUUAAAAAAAAAAUUAAAAAAGGGAAAAAAAUAAAAUAGAAAAAGAGACAUAAACGAUAGAUCAUGUUAGCGGAUCUGAACCCUGGGUCCUUUCUUAGUGGCUUUUAAAGAAAAUUUAAUAAAAUAAUAAAAAAAAUAGCAUAAUAAACUAAAAGAGAGAGUCCUUGGGCCAGGUUUUCCAAGGGAUUUAGGCACCUAUCUGCGCCUGCAGGUGCCUAAAUCCCUUGGGCAACCUGGGCCCAGGUCUCUGGGCUAUAGCCUCAGUGACUAGGAAGUGAGACAUCUCCGUCGACAAUGGUUUGCUGGCCCUGUUGUGUCCCGCCUCCCGGGGAUGCCACUGCAGUGUCCUGUAUCCCCCCCGUUCCGCCGCUGCCUUGUGGCACAGGGGGUGGGGUCUGGGGCUGCAUUCUGCGGGCUGCACCUUCAUCCUGGGCUUUGAGCUGCCAGAGGGGAGUCGGGGCCACUCUUAGCUCGUUCUGCGCCAGCGGGUGGCUCAUUGGUACGGGGACCGGGGGAGGGAGGCGGAGGCUGUAAUUUAUGGGUCGGGAGAUGAGCCGGGACCCUUGGAAAUCAACCUGUGGCUGCUGCCAGUGCUGGGUGGGGGCUGCUUGGACGCGGGACGCCACGCAUUGGGCGCUCACCCAGCCCGCUGGCCCCUCUAGCCAAGAUGUGAGCCCCUGGCAGCCCCUGUAGUUUAGGCUUUGUCUAGUCCUGAUGCCUCCGCAUGCAUCAAAGCCAGGGCUGUGGGGGUCCCAAUUCCCCAUUGGCAUGUGGGGAGCUUGGAGAGGCUUUGGGGAGAUCAGUCCCCUGCCCAACUGGUGCAGAAGCCACCUCUUCCUCCCCAGGUCCCUCCCAAGCCGGCCGCUGCCAGGGGAGUGCCAGCCAGGGACUGUGGCUGGGCCUUGCCUGGAUGUGGGUCCCCUCUCCCUUUUCCCACCCUUCCCCCCAUCUAAACAGCAGCGGUUCUUGAAUGUGAUGGUUCCCUCCUGGACCCGCUUCGCCCCCACCCCAUUCCGGCUCCGGGAGCCUUCGCAGUGCCAAAUGGAAGUCGUCUUUCCUCUUCCCCGUCCCGCUCGGAAGGGCAGCAGCGGUGGAGGCAGAGCCAGGCUGUCCCCACUCUCCCCGGCCUCCACCCUCAGCAGAGCGUGGGGGGCGCUCUCGGGGCUGGAGGGUGAAUCUGAUUUGCUGAGCCCUGGCACCCUCCCCUCCCUACCCCUCUUGUAUUUAAAGGCAAUAAAGUCUGAGACUCAAACAGGAGGGGCGGGAGUUGGGGAAGGAGCUGGUGGGAUUUGCUCUGAGCCUGAUCCAGGUCCCCCUGCGCUGGGCGUGAACUCUUUAGGACACGGCAUCUCUCUGGGAGUGUACCACGUGCCCCGGGGGGCAGGAUCUCAGCUGGGAGGGGGGGGACAGACACCCCUGUCUUGUUUCCAUUUGCUCACCAGUACCUGUUCCCUCGCAUUUACCAUGUCACUGUUUGAUCUCCCAGAACGUGAUAUUGACCAGAGCAGAAGGAGGCACCAACACCUCUGUCCCCGACCCCUGUGUUUGUCUCUCGUGCCUCCUUUCUCCAGUGCCAAGCAGCUCCCGAUCAUCCUAACUCCCUUUUAAUUUCUGUCCGGACAUCCAUUCGGAGCACCCCUCCAUACACAUCGAUGAGUUCAGACACACUCGCAACACACAAAUCUCUAUAAAUAUAUAUAGGCCAACUAUAUAUAUCUAUAUAUCAAAAAGCUAAUCAGCGAGGGACUAAAGACACAGUAGCCGGCUACCUCGGGACUGCUUUUCUAAAUCCACACUCAUCUUCUCUGCAUCGAGAACAUUUCUAAGCUGGUUGCUUUUCAGAGACAACCUGUCACCAAACUCUGCCUCAUCUGAACGGGAUUCAUCUCGAAUUUUUGUCGCUGCUGCGGAGAGCCAUCCUGUUUCCAACCACCGUCUCCUGAACUUCUGACCUCCACCCCACCCUCAUCUUGAACUUUUUAACGCCCCACUCCUCCCCACCCCCCUUUUCUGUGUCCAUCAAAUCUGUUUUCUGGACUUUUCCCCCCCCCACAUCUUCCAUGUUAAAAAGACCAACAAAGCAAUUCUAUAUCUGAUAAUUCUCUUUCUAGAGCUAUCGAUAUAGAAAGGAAGCGAAGCAAAGACUGUUGAAUGGCCGCACAUCGGCUAUUAACCUGGACGAUCAGAGAUCAUCUCAUUUUUCCCAGGGAUGAGGGGUGGGGAAUGAUUUUUUUUCCCCCCUUCCCUUUAAUCUCAUUGCUUCAUUGUAAAUACUCAGUUUUGUUCAAUUGUCAGAGGGGGAAACAUUUUGUGUUUGACGUCCAAGAGGAGCUGGUGCAUAAAAAUGUUUGGGCUUGGACGGCGAGUGUAGGGCGAAGCUGUCUCUGAGACAGAGGCUCCCAAGGGAAAGGAAGCUUGGCCUGUGACCCUGAGCGUCAGCCCCACAGUCAUUCCUGCCAUCAAGCCAUUGCAAAUAGACUGACGCCUAUUUACACUGGCGGCCCUGAGCUCAUGUAGGAGGGUCUCUCUGAACAGAUGACAUUCCUUGGCUCCCCGGCGCACCAAUGAGCCAGCUUCUUAGCUGGGGUCAAUCCAGCGGUUCUGCUGAUGCCCAGGUGGCUGUGCUGACAGGCCCCAGCUGAGGAUGAUGUAUUCAUUCUGGGGAAGGCCAGAGGCCCAGGAAGAAUAGCUGCUUUCGUUUCUUCUCAAGGGGACGGGGAAGUGGGGUGAGGCAGGGACGGCAAAACUGGGCAGGCCUUGCUGACGCAUUUCCUGCACUGAAAGUGGGUGGUUUGAGUGGUUUGAGUAGGGGGGAGGGGGCUGGGAGUCAGGACUUCUGGGUUCUGUUCCCAGCUCCGGGAGUUAGGACAGUCUAGGUGCUAGGAGAGUGGGCUCAGGAAGCCAGGUGUCCGGAGAUCUGCUUCCUCUAGGAGGGCAGCGGGAUUUUCAGUGGCUAGAACGGGGGAAGCAGAGAGGAUUUGGUGACUGGGUCACCACCCCAAUAGCCAUUGCAGCGCCCACAAGCCCAACAACGGCCAGAUCUAGAUGCUUAAGUCAAAGUCAAACGCAAGUUAUUUGGCUCCAUAAUGGGGUGAAAGCGAAGGGCCUGAGAUCUAAUGAUCUCUUCUGGCCUUCAACUCCCUGAAUUUUUCUUGGACAGCAAAGCCCGUCCUGAGGAGACAGCUGAUUGCUUCCCCGGCCCCCCAGCAGAAGAAUUCUGGAACUCUCCAAGCCCAGCUCAUUUUAUGCAACAGCCUCUGGUCAUUUUCUCUCCCUCUCCAUUGACUCUCUCUUUAACAACCUAUUUAUUUGAAUCAUUUUUUAUUAUUUUUUUCGGGGCGUGGGUGGGGGGUGGGGGGGGUGGGAUCUGUUAAAGGGAAGGGUCGAGACUAUGUGUCAUUGUUUUAAAGAGCCGAGACCUCCAUUACCAUGGCUAAGUAGCGAAAUCUGAGUGUUCCGGUAGGUUUGUGUGUGUAAAGUUGUGUAUUAACUUGUGCUUAGUGGAGUCAGCAUUUUUAGUGCUUAAUACUAUUAACUCAUUUCUGUCAUGAUAAAUGUUCAUUCAUGGCAUCACUUCCGUCUUCUGUUGUCGUUUUUUCUUUGCAUUUCACAACACUUUUAACC